AUGAGCGGUGGAGAUGGAGAUAAUAGUUACUCCACCAAUUCUCUUCUUCAGAAAAAAGUAUUAUCAAAGGCCAAACCGGUUUUGGUUAAGAACACAAAAGGAAUGAUGAUAAACUUAAAUUUUCCUAAUUACAUCAAAGUAGCUGAUUUGGGAUGUGCUACUGGAGAAAACACGUUCUUGACGAUGGCUGAGAUCGUGAACACGAUCAAUGUGUUAUGUCAACAAUGUAACCAAAAGCCACCAGAAAUUGAUUGCUGUCUGAAUGAUCUUCCGGAUAACGAUUUCAACACGACAUUCAAGUUCGUACCUUUCUUCAAUAAAAGGGUCAAAAGCAAAAGAUUGUGCUUCGUGUCUGGAGUCCCCGGUUCAUUCUACUCGAGGCUCUUUCCUCGCAAAAGUCUCCAUUUUGUACAUUCAUCUUAUAGCCUCCAUUGGCUCUCUAAGGUUCCCAAAGGACUGGAGAAGAAUUCCUCGUCUGUGUACAUAACGACUUCAAGUCCUCCAAAUGCAUACAAGGCUUAUUUAAAUCAAUUCCAAAGUGACUUUAAGUCAUUUCUAGAAAUGCGUUCUGAGGAGAUGGUUUCUAAUGGACGCAUGGUUCUCACUUUCAUCGGUAGAAAGACUCUCGAUGAUCCAUUGCAUAGAGAUUGUUGUCACUUUUGGACACUAUUAUCUACAUCUCUACGCGACCUAGUCUAUGAGGGUCUUGUGAGUGCGUCAAAGGUGGACUCUUUCAACAUACCGUUUUAUGAUCCGAGCAAAGAAGAAGUGAUGGAGAUGAUUCGAAACGAAGGCUCAUUCGAGAUCAAUGACUUGGAGAUUCAUGGAUUUGAGCUUGGCCUAAGCAACCAUGACGAGGACUACAUGUUACAUUCACAAAUAUCUAAAGCAGGGCAGAGGGAAGCCAACUGUAUAAGAGCGGUCAGCGAAUCAAUGCUUGUAGCUGACUUCGGAGUAGACAUUAUGGACACAUUGUUUAAGAAAUUUGCAUACCAUGUGUCACAACAUGCUAGCUGCACGAACAAAACGACUGUUACUCUAGUCGUUUCUUUGAUACGAAAGUAA
Molecule: messenger RNA, 1065 nt
Organism: Arabidopsis thaliana (thale cress)
Lineage: Eukaryota; Viridiplantae; Streptophyta; Magnoliopsida; Brassicales; Brassicaceae
Product: S-adenosyl-L-methionine-dependent methyltransferases superfamily protein
Exons: 4
Coding region: 1-1065 (354 amino acids)
Molecular function (GO): methyltransferase activity
Source: RefSeq, marked reviewed